Meira miltonrushii is the source of this 1742-nucleotide messenger RNA. RefSeq names its product putative CRN1. The record is from RefSeq and is a predicted model, not a curated record. Gene Ontology annotation, biological process: actin filament organization. The transcript is spliced from 2 exons. NCBI's taxonomy places the organism in Eukaryota, Fungi, Basidiomycota, Exobasidiomycetes, Exobasidiales, Brachybasidiaceae. Gene Ontology annotation, molecular function: actin filament binding. Bases 1 to 1644 code for a protein of 547 amino acids.
AUGAGUCGAUUUGUAAGACCAUCAAAGUAUAGACAUGUAUAUGGUACGGCUGCCAAGAAGGAAGGAUGUUUGGAUAACGUAAAGGUAUCAAAUAAUGCAUGGGAUACAAACUUGGUAUCAACGAAUGGAAGAUAUGUUGCCUUGAAUUGGAAUGCAUCCGGAGGUGGUGCAUUUGCAGUCAUGCCAGUCGAUCGACCAGGCAAAUUUCCCGACAUCUAUCCACUUUGUAGAGGUCAUACAGCAACCGUUUUGGAUACCGCUUGGUCACCUUUUCAUGAAGAUAUCGUCGUAAGCGGAAGUGAUGAUGGUACUUUGGGUAUUUGGAAGAUUGAUUCUUCAAUGUUUGCAAUCUUGGAUAUGACGGAAAAAGAACGUGAGAAAGCAGGGGACGUCAAAGAUAUAGCUCCAUUAGCAAGAAUUAAUACUGGUACUCGAAAAGUUGGACAAAUUGUCUUUCAUCCAACAGCAUCCGGUCUCGUGGCUGUUAGUACAGGUGAUCAUCAAGUUCGCAUUUAUGACAUUACAUCAAUCAUUGAAGGAGGAAGUGAUGGAUCCAACAUACAACCCAGUAGUGUGAUGGCAGGACCGCGUGAUUCGAUUCAAUCGUUUGACUUUGACUAUUCAGGUGAUCGAUUGGCAGUCACUUCUCGUGAUAAACAAUUCCGUAUCUACGAUGCACGUAAAGGAGGAGAACCAAUCGCACAGGCCCCAGGUCAUGAAGGUGUAAAGGGAGCACGUGUGAUUUGGUGUGGAGAUAGCGAUCGUCUGAUUACAACCGGCUUCACAAGAACAAGUGAUAGACAGAUGUUCUUGUGGAACUCUUCCGAUUUGAGCAAACCAGUCAAAUCUCUUACUUUGGACACAAGUAGCGGUGUUGUGAUGCCUUUUUGGAGUGACAACCAAGUAAUCUUCUUGGCAGGAAAAGGAGACGGAAAUGUGCGGUAUUACGAAUUGGAAGGGGAUGAAUUGUACGAGUUAGCCGAAUAUAAAUCUACUGAACCUCAACGUGGAAUGACAUUCGUGCCGAGAAGGACAGUCAAUGCAAAUGAUAAUGAGAUCGGAAAAGCGUUCAAGGUCACUGGUAAUCUCAUCCAACCUAUCAGUUUCCAAGUGCCUAGAAGGGCGGAGAAUUUCCAAUCCGACAUUUUCCCACCUGCAGCUUCCAUUGUUCCAGCAUUGACUGGCGCAGAAUUCUUUUCUGGAAAGCGUGCUACGCCUAAUCUGAUCAGUCUAGAGAAUGGAAGCAAUAUCAAAGGUAGUACAGGACAAGCAACUUCCUCAGCUGCCACUCCAGCCCUCAGUCGUCCCGUCUCGCCUGUCAAAAGCGCAGCAAUACCUGUUCAAGAUACGAGAGAAGAGCCUACCUAUUCGACAAAGCAAGACCUACAAGAUUCUGCUGCUGCCACUUCUCGCCAUGUUCCAAUCACAACCAGCAAUGGGAAUCGCUCUGCGACUGCAACCCCUGUCGUGUCCACUCCAAAUGCUAAUACUUCUUCACCUACAGAGAUGAAUGCAUUACGAGAAGAGCUGGAAAUACUCAAGGAAGAGAUGGCCAAACGUGAUACAUUGAUUCGCAAAUUGGAAGUGGAAAAUGAACGAUUAAGGGCGAAUGAGAGAAAGGUUCGUGAAGCUGUUGGUAUUUAAUUUUCCUAUUUUCCCGUAAGAAGAAUUGCUUUUAUCUAGUCUAUGUAUCGAUUAAGAAGAUUUCAGGAACACCUAAAUUUCAUUUUAUUAUAUCAAAG